AUGCCCAUAUAUGGCAGUGUCUCAAAAUUAAAUAAACAUCCUGUAGAAGGUUUCUCUGCUGGUCUGAUUGAUGAUGAUGAUUUAUAUAAAUGGGAGGUUGUAAUUUUAGGACCUGGUGACACAAUUUAUGAAGGAGGAGUGUUUAAAGCUGAAUUAACUUUCCCUAAAGAAUAUCCACACAGACCUCCAAAAAUGAAAUUUGUCACAGAAAUGUUUCACCCAAAUAUUGGCCCUGAUGGAAGUGUGUGUAUAUCAAUAUUACAUGAACCAGGAGAUGAUAAAUAUGGUUAUGAGAAAGCUUCCGAGCGUUGGCUACCAGUUCAUACAGUAGAGACGAUAUUACUCAGUGUUAUUUCUAUGUUAGCUGAUCCUAAUGAUGAAUCCCCAGCUAAUGUUGAUGCAGCAGUAUGUAUUAGCUUUUCUCUCUAUCUAGAUAAAGUUGUAAUCUAA
Molecule: messenger RNA, 450 nt
Organism: Lottia gigantea (owl limpet)
Lineage: Eukaryota; Metazoa; Mollusca; Gastropoda; Lottiidae
Exons: 4
Coding region: 1-450 (149 amino acids)
Biological process (GO): protein polyubiquitination; proteasome-mediated ubiquitin-dependent protein catabolic process
Molecular function (GO): ubiquitin conjugating enzyme activity
Source: RefSeq, a predicted model, not a curated record